CACGUAACGGUUUGCAUACCGCCCGUCAUGACACACCGUGGCAGCACGGGUGCCGCCACAGAUGCCGUGGAUGGUGGCGGGCAGCCCCCGCAGCAGCUUCGACCGACGGCGGAUUCGAUGAAGUUUGAAAAGUACCGAACCAAAAUGGUGCUGGCCAUCCUCGACAUCCCGCCUUACGAUCGCACGGACAGCGACAUUCGUGUGGUAUAUCAAUUCUUAAAGGACCGGGACCUGUUUUCGUUCCUGUCGCCGCACGCCCUGCUGUACUUGACCGCCGAGGUGGUCGUAUCAAAAGCCCAAGAUGGCGAUGUGUUGCACUACCAGGACGAGGAAGUGACGGGGGAUUCAUUCAUGCACAUCAUCCUGGAAGGCAGUUUGUGUGGCUACAAGAGCGACGCCUUCGCCCAGCGAUCGAAUCGCGACGAGAAGUUUCCACAAUGGCUGGCAUCCCAUUGCGCCGAAUCCAACGAACCACUUGAUUUUGGGGAGUGUGUGACGACCUUUCAUAGCGGAGCUGAGUGCGGGCUCACGGACAUUGCAUCCAAGCACACUGUGCAUCGCAAAUUCAGUGUGCUCGCUCAAGAAUCCACGACCGCCGUGUCGAUUCGAAAAGAUACCAUGGACCGCGCCACCGCGUACAUGGGAGCGAAAACCAACUCGGUGUUUGCCAGACAAGACUCGACCGAGGAGAUGCAUUCGGGAAGCAAAUCGGUGCUGCAUUCAUUCUUGACCUCGUUUCCAUUCAUGAAUCAACUCCCACCACCGCUUCAACUUCGACUCGUAGACGCUUGUCGGCAGCGCAAACUUCGCAAACACGAACCAUUUUUGGGGCCAGGCAUAACGUCGCAUGACAUUGUCGUGGUGCUCACCGGGUGCCUGGGUUUGUAUCGACUGGACCGGCACAACGUCGCUACGGCUAUUGAGGCCAACACAAAGGCUGUGGCAAAACAACACGAUGGCAUUGAGUUGGCCCAAGUGACCGCUGGCGAGUCGUACGGCGAUUUCCACCUCUGGAGCGCGGCGCCGACGGACGUCCGGCGGCCAACGACCGAUUCGUCCUUGCUGCACAUGGUGGUGAGCCUCGUCGCGACCGAAGCCACCCAAGUGGUAGUGUUGGACCGCCGGGUGUACCGGCAUAUUGCGGCGAGUCAUGUUCCGGCGUCGGAUCUUGCUACCCUCGCGGUUAUCCCCAAGCUGGACCGGACUUGGGGAGAUGUGGGCGACCUCAAGCUCUGGUUCAAGCGGCAGCUGUUCUUCCAGCAACUGCCGGAUCGGUGGAUCACCCGACUCGCCGAAAGUGCCGUCGGGUCCCCGCCGUGGCCAUCCGACAAGGUCGUGUACAACAAGUCGAGCGACGCCGACUUUAUCUACUUUGUCGUGGCUGGUGCCGUACGUGUUCAACUCAACGCAUCGGACCCGGGCGUCGAUGUGUUGCCGGGGGAUGUAUUUGGCGCCGACGAAGUGCUGGACAAGCGAAAACGGCAGCGGGUGGCGCUCACCAAAGCCGAAGACACUAUUCUAGUCAAGUUCCCCACCGCCGUCUACUUUGAGUGUCUUGCGGACGUCGCCACCGACAUUACGUUUGCACCGACAAGUCGCUUUCGCGCCAUGGAGUGCUACGUAUCCCCUCCGAGCGUGUCGGACGUGAACGAGCUCGCCAAGUUCUUCCGAAACGUCCAAGUUUUGGCCCACCUCCCGUUCUACAUCAUGCUCGAAGUGGUGCCGUACCUGCGGGUGCGGUAUUUGGAGGUGGGGGACCUCGUCUGCGCCGAAGACAACUCGACCGACGAGUUCGUUUCUGUUGUGGCCGGCCACGUGGGGUGCCACAGCCGCGACCGCGCCACUGACGAAUCCGCCGUCCAUUUGUUUCAAGGCCACGCGUUUGUACAUGUGCCGUCGAUGCAUUCCGAGCAGGUGGCCACCAGUGAGUCUGGAGCUACGCCCGUCGAGAAAAAGUUCACCAUGAUGUAUGGCACGUCCGUCCAUGUUCUGGUCCCAGGGGAUACGUGUCGCACCGGGUUUGUCGACCCAUCGACGGCCAAUCGACGGGCCCCUGUGACGAUGGUGGCGUUGGCGUCACGGACCACAAUCGUGUCGAUUUCCGAACACGAUGCGAGCCAAGUGCUUCAACGACUGGUCGAGUGGAGUAAACCACAUCGCAGCUUGAAAGAGUUGAUCGGGCAAGUGGGGAGCUUGGACGCAGCCGGGACGAUUCAGUUCGCCCCAGACGAAGUCAAUCAAGUGCUCGCGCACCUGAGAUACCCCAUCGACCGACCCGACAAAGUGGCCAGUGACGUCAGGUGUCUCAAGCUGCAGCCUGGGGACGUUGUCGUCCGCGCUGGGGAACUUGUAAAGCACUUGGUCGUGGUGAUCUCGGGUCAUGUGGCCGUGUCUGUGGUGCAGCCGCCGCUCAGCUCAACGCCGCUGGCUACCUCCAACCACAGCAAUAACGUGUUUGCCAAGCUGCUCACGUCCAACUUCAAAAGCACGUCGAAAACGCUGGCGUUGGUCGGUAGUCGAGACGGCAGUCGCCGCCGGCUCUCGACCGUGCUGCCCUCCAUCGCCAAGCUCAGCAAGCACACCCCGUUCUGGCAAAGGAGUUCGUCCAUCGCUCCGUCGCCCAGCCCGUCCAACAUCCUGCGCAUCGACGAGCCGAAUUCCGCGAGGAUCAGCAGUGCCGGGGCGUCCAGUGCCGCUCAGAAUGACCAGUACAAUUCAAGCAAGAACGACGGCGGUGACGUGGCAGCGUCACAAACCCGGAUGCGACCGCUCGUGACGCUCUUGGCAGGGGAUGUAUGGGGAGGCGAGGUCGUGUUUUCCAGAAAUUGGCCCAGCCUCCAUGACGUAGUGGCCGAAUCCGUAGCCGAAGUGAUGCUUUGUCCAAGGGAAACGUUUGUAGUCGUGCGGCGGGAAGCGCUGGCAGCCAGCAGCAAAAAGUCCGACGCGCACUCAAAACGCAUUUUGGCCAAGGCGCAUUGGAAACGAGCUAACAACAAAGUGGUGGAAACGAUGCUGCCGUCGGCCAACGGCGGCGACCUAAAGCCAAAGUUCUGGCGGUUGCUCGAUCAAGCUGCGAGCCAGCGCAUCAAGCUGAUCAUCAAGCACCUGUCGCACAUGGAGUUGUUCCAGAGUAUGGCGGACGCAACCAUCUCCGCCAUCGUCGCGUCUGCACGCUACGACACGGUCGAGAAGGGCGAAAUCAUCUUCAAAGCCGGGGACGCGCCCAAGCGGUACUACGUAGUGGUGGCCGGAACGAUCGGCCUCUACUCGCCGUACGCGUCGCUCGAAGACGUGUGCUUGAACGUCGUUCAAAGCGGCGGCGGGUUUGGCGAGUUUGAAAUCCUCACCGAGCAGCUCACACGGUGUAGUCGAGUUGCAUGCACACGCCACAUAAUAUCGUGUGGGUUGUUUAUUCUUGAGGAUUUAUGUCUUAGAUCGUUGUCGGCAGUGGCGGAAGUCGCGGCGAAAUUGAUUUCGUUUGCGUCGCAGUCGUUCCACGAGCUGUGGGACCCGGCCAAGCUGGACGCAAUACGCAGCGGCAUUUCGUUCUUUCAGCAACUCCAUUGGGCCAACCGCCUCGACAUGGACAAACUCGCGCACAUUUACCACACGGCGCAGGCUGUGGAGUACCAUAAAGGCACUGAUGUAGUUCGCAUCCAUGCGCAACUCAACACUUGCUUUGUGAUCAAGGAAGGCACGUGCUUUUUGGGGAAUGUGCUGCCGAUUCAAGCUAAAAACGGCACCACCGACAACAUCGACGUCGUGCAAGUGUCGACGUCGCUGGCCCAAGUGUCGAAAGGCCAUUCCAUCUGGGUCCUCGGCGUUGCCACGUUCAGCGUGACGGCCGCCGUCGCCAACACUGUCGUGUACCAUUUAAACUAUGAUUUCCUCAAAGCCAUCCUGCCCAAGCAUCACCUCGGGCGUCUCGAGCGGCAAAUCAAGCAGCAUGACCAGUACCAUGCCGACGAAUCCGCCAGACUGCACGAACUUGCUCUCCACGUGAUGAACACCCGCACCUAUGUGGCCACAACCGCGGGGGGUCCAGAGAUGUUCUUGCCCCGCUUUGACCUGACCAACCGCGACGUGACCAUGACAGACGUGGUGGCAGCGACCGCCUUGACGCUGGCAGAUGUGCAAGAGGCCCGGAAAAAAGUCGACCAAGUGGGGACGCCGACCCCCACGACGUACGACGACGACGUGGGGCGAGAGGGAGUGCCGGCCAAGUUGAUGGGGUCGUUUUGGAAGAGUCAGAGUCUGGGGCCAGCCCGCCGCCGCAGCCGCGAGUCGACGCCCCAGACAGGAGCAGUCGCCCCCCCCGCAGCCAACAACACCAAACUGGCACCCUUCUUUCCCACCGAAGUACCAGACGGCGAUGCGGUAACCUCGUACUACUCGGAGAGAUACGACGUGAACGCCCCGAUUCGAACGCUUCGGUUGGAGUCCGUCGCCAAGGCCCAAGCCGCGUUGAACGGUCCUCGAAUCGACGUCGAAGCGUACCAAGUCAUGCAAUAUGUGAUUGAUGCGACGCCAAUACAAGAACACAUGCGAACUGAAAGUUUAUUAUUGACGGCCCAACUUCAUUUUCAGCGACAAAAUGGAGGAGGUUCGUCGUCUUCGACAUCGGCCACUCCUAAUGAGGCCGCCAUGACGACCAUCGAAUUGGCCACCGGAUUGAGACCAUGGAAGCAGCAGCCACCACACGUCAAGACCCGCCUGCGACCGCUGAAAAAACUGACCGGACGACAGCCUUCGUCACCCCGGACUGCGACUUCGCGAAACGAUCACAAGUCUGGCAAAUUGGCCGUUCGCAUCGUCCAAAGCGGCCAAACCAACCAGCAAGGAACCAACGCGACGAUGGUGUGCAUGACGGCGACGUUGCGCAGAACAACCUUGAGCUUGCGAAGGGACGACAAGCACGGAGACAACAAUGGGGCGAGAAAUAGCAAUGGAUUGCACUCGUUUGAAUGGAUACUCAAGCCAGGUAUGCGUGUGGUGGAAUGGCCGGACGAUGCAGCCACACCGUGUGAAUUCAAACUGGACCUUGGCGGGGACAACGACCCUCGAGAUAUGGUCACGUUCAUGGCCCUGUCGUUGCACGACAAGGCGAAAUGGGUGGCCUUGCUGACCCACGCGGUGGCGAUACCGUCCGUGGCCGAUAAAGCAUCCGCGUUUACCCUGAACCCAAGCCGCAUCGUACCCGUGAAGAAGCCCGACGUCGUGCGCCGCGUUCAAACGGUCACAGAGGAGUUUUUGCCCGAAGUCUCGUACAUUGUGCCGGCCUUGGAGCACUGA
Molecule: messenger RNA, 5292 nt
Organism: Aphanomyces astaci
Lineage: Eukaryota; Oomycota; Saprolegniomycetes; Saprolegniales; Verrucalvaceae
Exons: 24
Coding region: 28-5292 (1754 amino acids)
Source: RefSeq, a predicted model, not a curated record